Molecule: messenger RNA, 1098 nt
Organism: Ahaetulla prasina
Lineage: Eukaryota; Metazoa; Chordata; Lepidosauria; Squamata; Colubridae
Product: integrin alpha-X-like
Exons: 7
Coding region: 80-955 (291 amino acids)
Source: RefSeq, a predicted model, not a curated record
UUUCAAACUCCAGGUUACUCUCCAAACAACUUUUGCCCUCAGAACUAAAAACUAACUGACAACAAUUUAGAGGCCAGCCAUGGGAGCACUUGGAGUUUUUAUUGUCACCUUCCUUUUCCUUGGAGUAGCAGUGUCACAAGGCAUUUUUGAUCUUUCUGACGCUCUUUCUCAAGAUACCACAACAACUUCCCCAAGAAGGUCAGAAAAUCAGGAGUGCCCAAAUGUUGCCCGAGACAUUGUGUUAUUGAUUGAUGGGUCUAGUAGCGUUCGAUUGGCGGAAUUUGUCGCACAGAAGUUAUUUGUUGCACACUUCAUUAAAAUUUUUCCUGAAAAUACUCUGUUUUCCCUCCUGCAGUUCUCCAACAAAAUUCAGGAGUAUUUUGACUUCAGAACCUUCCAAAAUGACAAACACCUAAACAACGCCCUACAAGGAGUUCGUCAGCUGUAUGGCUCUUCCUACACAGCCACCGCCAUCAAGAAAGCUGUGGAACAGUUCACCCCCCAGAAAGGCGCUCGCAGCAAUGCCAAGAGGUUCCUGGUGAUUGUGACCGAUGGAGAGAAAACUGCGGAUCCCUUGAACUAUGCAGAGGUUGUCCAGGAGGCUGACAGAGCUGGAAUCACGCGCUUCGCUGUUGGGGUUGGUCCAGGGGUUACAAGCAGGCAUGUCCAGCGGGAGCUUCAUACCAUGGCUUCCCGACCUGUCACAGAACAUACCAUCAUCCUGAGAGAGUUCUCCGAUCUUAUGGAUAUCCAACUGAAAGAGAAGAUUUGUGCUAGUCACGGUACUGUGGUUCCACAGCCCACAUUAAUACCUCCAAUUUCUUGCACCUCGUGCUCAGACCCCCGUCUGUUGCAGAAACUGGAUCAAUUAGUACAAGGCCUGGAUCAAGUAAAAUCCCAGCUGGACCAGCUAGCUGCCAAGGUUGGGAAAUGUGGACCUGGUUCCCGCGGUUAACAUUGUUUGCAGCAAGAAGAGAGUGAUGCAGAGAAAUGCAGGACAAGCUUAAGGAGUUGUAUUUUUAGUGCAGUUUCAAGGAGCCAAACUUCUGAAUUUAAUCUAAAUCCCAAUAUGAUAUUGAAGACCCUUUGAGGCCAAUA